UUUAUCAGCAGGAUCUCUCGGAAGUGCGUCACAGCUGCUCAGGGUUAUGGCCUCCAGCGCUCCUUCCUCUCAUAUAUUUUAGCUUUUAGCACCUCGCCAGUCUCGUAAUUGGACGACGUUCAUUUUCUCGCCAAAGACAACUACGUACACUAAUGAACAAUUUGAGGAAUGGAGCACUCAGGGGAUCAAACAAAGAUUCACUUCAACCCAGACUUCAUAUCAAGAGGCGGAACACUGCCGCCAAACCAGCGAGUUCACAUCAAUCCAGCUUUCCUUCAGAAAUCUCAGCCACAGAAGUAUGUCACCCCUGCCGUGCCCUACGCCCCCAGCACAGGCCUUGGGCAGCACUGGCAGGGACUGACCUCAGGGACUGGUGGACCUGUCUCUCAGAUGAGUGCCAGUCUUCUCCAUACACAAGAUGGAAACACAGCUACAAAUGUAUAUUCCUACAGUUCAAAGACUCAUGACCGUACAGUACUAAUUAAUCAUCCAAAGAGCCAUAGUAAUUUGUAUAGAAAGAGUAAUCUUUAUAAUCCAUAUGAUAAAAGUUUUUCUAGACAUAAGCAGUUACCGCAGACCCAGAACAUUGCUACUAAGAACCCAGGAGUUAUGAAGCAUCCUUCCACUUACUCAUGGAAGGCUACAAAUACCAUCAGUGGAGCUUCAUAUCAAAGAAAUUCAUCCAUGUCAGUGAGUGGCCCAAGUAAUUAUGCUUUCCCAAAUCCAGCAUCUAAAUACUCUUCAGUCAAUAAAUCUUUGAUUCGCACCACAAUUGCAACCAGAGUUGAUGCCAGUCAAGGAGACACUCAACUUAAGAAAAACAACCCUCUUGCUUCACAUUCUAGUCUUCACCCCAUCUCCUGUGACAAGAGAGAUGCUCAGUCAACAAGAUGUUUGGUUAAGGUCAAUACAACUUCAAAUCUGGAUGUUCAUAAAGUUAAGAGUGAACCAGCACCUCCCACAAUAGUGCCACAAGGAAAUUCUGGAAAAGUCACACAGAAUGCAAGUCAGAGUUUGCCAGUCAUGAAAAUUCAGAGUGAACCAAAGCUUGCUGAAAAAUUACCACAAGCUGCAGGAGGUGCAUUGAAAACAGGUGAUUCACUUAAAGCACCAAAAGGAGAAGUAAUUCUAACAAGUAGUCCACCAGAAACUCAGGUCACACUUUCAUGCACCACAUUCAAACCUGUUCAAGUGACUCCAAAUCAGAAAUGGGUCAGCAAAACUAAGGUGGUGGAUUCUUCCAAAAAGCCAGUAGAGACAAAAGGUGUCAAAAGUGGUAGUGCAAAGAUUGUAUUGAAAACCCCAAAGCAGAAAGGCAACUACAAAAUCAUAACCAAAACAAAACUAGUGCGGGUUAACUCAAACAGUGCAAGCAAGAACAAGGUACAGCUACAGGCAGUGACUCGAGGACAAGUUCAGUCAGCACAAACCCCAAAGACAACCCAUGCUUCUCCAAGAGUGGCAGCCAUUUCAAGGCAUCAGAAGAUCUCUCCACUGAUCAGAAUACAUCAGACUGCAGCAAGAUUCAGCAACAAGAAGAAGUAUUCAGUUCUGUCUCACACAAAACUCAUAAGAAGGCAGAGUUUGACAGGUAAAGCUGGAACACCUGGGAAACCAAAGUACACAGUUAACACCAAAACUAAGCUGAUCAGGAGGAGAUCCAACAGUGGCACAGGUGGCCCUAAAUCUGCAAGCAAAAUAAGUGAAUCCAAAACGAAAACUAGUAAACCAGAAAUCGAAAAGCAGAAGAAAUUCCAUGUCCUCUCAAAGACUAAGAUAGUGAGAAGAAGAUCCAGUUCGGGUACUUACAAAGCAGCUUCAGCACAAGUGGCAACACCUGGACAUUCUAAAAAACGUGCCAUUGUAAAGCGACACAAGUUGGUUCGAAAUGUUUCCUCACCUUUCCUCAAACAUGAGACCGCAAAGUUCCCAAGAAGUGUAAAUACUGCCUUCAAAGUUAUAAAUACCACCAAGUUCUCAGCCAAACAAAGGAUUGCCAAAGGAAUUGUCUCCAAGUAUAAGAUCAACCGAUUGAAAAUGGAGUCUUAUGAUGGUUUUAAGAAAUAUAAAUGCUUUGAUCGCUAUAAAGUUAACCGAUUGAAGCUAGAAUCUGUUAAUGUGCCUAGGAGAUAUAGAAUGUUCAGUGGUUAUUCUUCUAAAGCAGUGCCGAAAAACAAAUACAAGUUCCAGAACAAGAAAACAUCGAAGCACUCAGACAGAUUCAUCAACAUUGGUGGAAUACUUUACAAGUCUACCAAGACAUCACUGAGGAAACAGCUGCCUAAAGUUAAUGAGACGAGCUCAAAUAAACGUGGCUCAACCUGCAUUGUGCUGCUGCGAGGGGAGAAGUUCCACCUCACAGCCGGAGGAAGAACACUGCAGCGCGUCAAGGACUCCAUGUCAUCCAAGAGCAGCCUGCCCAGGGUGCAUCUGGGUGGCCUGACUUACUCCCGCACCAGGACAGGCCUGUAUGAACUGACCAAGACUCACCAGGCUCGUGCAGUCCUGAGCUCGGCCAGACACCGCAGCAUGGUGACACUCAUGCACAAGAGGAAGAAGGCAUCGUUCCAGAAGAGGAAUGAAUACUGUAUGUUCUUCAAUCGCUUUGGCCGUUGCUCAAAGAAGAACAGGGGAGAGUGUCCUUACAUUCAUGAUCCAAGUAGAGUUGCUGUCUGUACAAGAUUCCUGAGAGGCCGCUGCCGUGUCAGCAACUGCCCAUUCUCACACACAGUGAACCCAGACAAAAUGCCAGUGUGCUCCCACUUCCUGCAAGCUGCCUGCACCCGAGAGGACUGCCCCUACCGCCACGUCAAGGUCAACCCAUCAGCCCCUGUCUGUCUUGACUUUGUCCAUGGACAUUGUAAAGCAGGGGAAGAGUGUGACAAGCAGCACAUUUUGAUUUGUGAGGAGUUCAAGACUGGCAAAUGUCCACGAGGAGCGGCAUGUCCCUUGUCUCACCAUAAAGGGCGAAAGCGGAUCAGGAAGGUAUCAUUCUCAAAAGACUCCAACAGAAAGUACAACAUAUCCAUAUACAGGAAGAGAAAGAGAAGUGAAAGCCAGGAGGUGUUAGGAGCACCAGUGACCAAGAAAAAAGUAGAAAAGAAAAAGCAGGAAGUGAGACCUAGUUCUUCCCACCAGAGAUACUUCCAUGUUAUGGCAUCUGAAGAAAGUGAGGAUAAGGACACAGAGGAUGCUCCUGAUAAUAGUGAGCUGGAUGAUAAUGCAGGGCAAAGGGUGCUGCAUGAAGAAAGAUCUCAACAUAUCACCAAGACACGACCAGAAGCUCAAGGUCUCGGGGUUGAAGUACAAAAAGACAAAGUAGUAUGUGAUAAUCAUAAUAGUAAAUCAUCCUUUCAAGAAACAAGGUCUAGAGUUCUGAAAAAAAUUGACAAGAUCAAGAAAUCUUAUUCUGCUUACAAUUGUGAAGAUUGUAGUGAAAAUCCAGAAGAUUCAGACAUCAGUAGUAAUGUGGGAGACUGCAGACAUGAGCCUAAGGAUUCCCAUCAUGCAGGCAAUACUAAGAGAGAAAUUGCUAAGUCUGACACUUACGCAGCAAUUGGUGAAGUGUCAGUGCAGGACUGCAGUGACACCAAAGAUGCAGACAGUGAUGCUAAUAGAGUACAAAGGCCUCCACUUCCAAAGAGAUUGCCAUCUUACAUCCCUCUUGACUCUGCAUAGGAGAAAUGUAUGGCUUGUGAUGUAACUGUGAUACAACUUUAGCCUUGAAGGUAACACAAAUACGGUAAGUACUCAUUUUCUACGUAUAAUACAAAUAUUUUUGUCUGAAAGUUUUUGUGCUAGUUUUGCAGUUUUCUCCCACUUUUUGCUAUACAUGUUUGAUACUGAAAAGUUAGACUUGGAAAUGUUAUGUAGUCAUUUGUAGAGAAUAUAAUAAGCAAAAAUGGUAUUAUGCUUUACAGAAGCUCAAUACAAACUUAAUACCUAGAAAGUAAAUAGAUUUAACAAUUCAUCCUUGCAAGUGCAACAUUCAUAUGCAUAAUAAUUCUGUUGUGAAUGGUCUGCUGCAGGGAUAACAUACCAGGUACACCGUCAAGCAUCUUGGCCAUGACAUAGGUGGCAGGAGGAGUCAGUGUAUUCAAGCCCCCAUGCAGUAUACAUAUAUAAUACAUGUGCAUACUCAGCUAAAGGUUAAGGCUUGUAGUGUGUUGCAAGAGCUUAUACUGUGGCCUUCUCAUCCCUUGUCUUCUGUUUCAUAGCUGAAACUCUCCAUUGAAAAUUUAUUAGGAGUUAAGGGAAGGCCAUGAUCAACAACUUGCAAAUCAUGGAGCACACAACACAAACCUUGGCACUGUGCCCACACAUCAAGGCACAAAGCUGGGAAUACAUGGAGCAUUGCCUUUGUAAAACUACCAUUUCUUCAUAGUGCAUCCUUUCAACAGAUUUUAUGGAGAAUUGCUUGCUAUCAGAAGUGGUUUUUGACCAAUGAAUUCACCCAAAAUGAUUUAGAGGUGUUACAAAGGUCAUACAUUUGUAACAGCACCUUCAUGCCCUUGUAGUUCUGGUACAUUUAUCAAUGAAAAGUACUCUCCCUUAAUAAGGAUUUCUCAGCUGGAUUUUUGUGGAAGAAAUGGCAGAUUUACAGUGGAAAUGCUCUCCAUGUAAUACUGGCAGAUGUAUCUAUAUUGUUUGCAUGAACAUUUUUUGCUUCCUCAGGAUGCUCAUGAGAAAUUUGUUUUCUUGUCCUGUUGUCAACACCUUUCUUGUACGAGACAAGUCAGUGUUGUCUUCUUGUGUUGAUUAUGCCUGGAAUUAUCUGUGUAAGCUACAGAAAUAAAUCAACACUUCUCAAGUCAUAGAUGUCGGGAGCUAAAACCAAUUAAUACUUAUAAUUUUUUGUUCCCAUUUUCAUCAUUUCACAGUAAUGACAAUAUUGGUACUAAAGGUCCAUUGCUUUAAUUUGCUCCACCAUUAUCUUAAAUGUCACCAUAUAUUGUGGCAGUAAUCUGUGUGAAAUGCUACAUAGAUAUACCAAAAAUAAGAUUGAGAAAGCAUAAUUUUCUUCCUGUAAUGUUAAGUACCACCAGUUUUGAUUUUGGAUUUGUAGUUUGAACCAAAAAGGAUGAAACAAAGGUUUGUGCCAGAAAUUAUUUUUAUGUGGAUUUCCUUCAUGGAUGUUAGCAUUGUAAUAAGUGGAUUUGUAUUUUUGGAGGUAAGGUAUUUGUGUUUGAUUUUCUCUGUGUAUCUACAUCUUCAAGGUUUACUGGAAGGUAAGUAGUAACUUAGAAUUCUGUUUGUGAUGACUCCCAAGCUGAUGUUUAGUUGGUGUUCUACAGGAAAUAUUUCCUUCAUAAAACUGUCCUUCCUUCAAAGUGUUGUUCAUUUACAGAGAUUUGGAGAGAUUCUUGUCCAAGAAUUUCUUAGAAAAAUAAUAUUGUCUGAAGAGUUUUUUAUUAAAUCUGCAUUGAAUGCAUCACAAGAGGAAAACAGUUUUACAAAGGAAGCACUCACAGUAUAAUACCAGCUUUAGAUUGGAAGUGAGGUCUGGAUCUUGGAUGUUGAAGAUGUGAUACAAAGUCAGUGUGAUACUUUGUCCAUUUUGUGAUGUCAUUUUGUGAAGUAAUGUGUUCAUAGAUCUGGAAGAAAUAGGUUUAAUAAGACUACUUUUUUAAUAAAGGUGUAUUUAUUCAA
Molecule: messenger RNA, 5649 nt
Organism: Scylla paramamosain (green mud crab)
Lineage: Eukaryota; Metazoa; Arthropoda; Malacostraca; Decapoda; Portunidae
Gene: ZC3H3
Exons: 7
Coding region: 169-3678 (1169 amino acids)
Cellular component (GO): nucleus
Molecular function (GO): metal ion binding
Source: RefSeq, a predicted model, not a curated record